Callorhinchus milii (elephant shark) is the source of this 824-nucleotide messenger RNA. It is a transcript of the gene gnl3l, whose product is annotated as guanine nucleotide binding protein-like 3 (nucleolar)-like. The record is from RefSeq and is a predicted model, not a curated record. Gene Ontology annotation, cellular component: nucleolus. Gene Ontology annotation, molecular function: GTP binding. Lineage: Eukaryota; Metazoa; Chordata; Chondrichthyes; Chimaeriformes; Callorhinchidae.
UGUGACACCCGGCAGAUCAGGGAGCACUAUGGUGUGGCGGAGUUCCGGGAUGUGGAGCAGUUCCUGUGUGUGUUGGCUCACAGACAGGGAAGGUUGAGGAGAGGAGGAAUUCCCGAUCAGGACGCAGCCGCCCGCAGCGUCCUCACAGACUGGACCAGCGGAAAGAUCAGUUACUUCACUCACCCGCCUGCGAGCCACAGUUUGCCCACACACCUGAGCGCCCAGAUUGUCAGUGAGAUGGGCAAAGCUUUCGACAUCGACGAGCUCGAGGAGGCAGAUCAGGAAGUUCUCAGAGACAUCCCCUCUCCCCCAGUUGAGGGGGGCAUCUGCCUACAGACUGUGGGGCUGACCAGCGGGGAGACAGGCCAGCGAGGGAGCGAGGGGGGGAGCGAGGGGGAAGAGAGAGAGCAGAGGGAGGAGGCGAUGGAUGAUGACAGAGAUACUGAGCUGGGUCAGAUGACAGUGAUGUUUGAAGCGAGGCGAGAGAAGGGGAAGAAGUCGGAGGUCAGCGACACCGCCACACAGCUCCGAGACCUCAGCGAAGACAUCAGAAACGUGGAACCCCUUCACCAGGGGCAGGCGGUUCGAGCUGCCAACAAGCGGAGGAAGAAGCUGCAGAAAAGAGCAGGAUUUGAACCCAAAAAUCGGCGAUUUAAAAAAAGACACACACACACAGGUCAGUGAAUGGGUGAAUUUAAUGCGCGGAAAAUCAGUCAGUCGUCGUAUAACUGUGUCGACGUUAAUAGAGCCGCCUGGAGUUCCUGAGUCUGUCCUGCUGCGUGUGUAUGUGUGCGCGCACGUGUGGUGUACGUGUACUUGUGUGG